Quercus robur (English oak) is the source of this 6222-nucleotide messenger RNA. Its product is annotated as disease resistance protein RUN1-like. NCBI's taxonomy places the organism in Eukaryota, Viridiplantae, Streptophyta, Magnoliopsida, Fagales, Fagaceae. The record is from RefSeq and is a predicted model, not a curated record. The transcript has 11 exons. Gene Ontology annotation, molecular function: ADP binding. Bases 562 to 4434 code for a protein of 1290 amino acids. Gene Ontology annotation, biological process: defense response; signal transduction.
UCUUUUCAAUUUCUCUUCUCUUCUCAUCUUUGAUUUUUUGGAGUUAAAUUUUAGAGUGAAAUGAAACGAAGUUUAUAAAUUUGAUUUACAGUAAAAAGAAAGUAGUGAGUUUUACUUUAAAAAUACUGAUUUUUUUUUUUUUUAAAUUUGAAACUUAGAAGAUUAAAUUGAAUAAAAAUAAAGUGAAAUAACUUAAAUGAGUUUCAGUCAAAAUUUAAAAGUUUACAUUUGCAUUUUUUAUUAUCCCGAUUUAUCUUGUUAUUUAUCAUUUAUUUAACUACCAGUAAAAGGACGGAAGCUCCCAAAAAGACAUAUUUUUGGUAGGAAAUUCACAUAAGACUACACGUCUUGGUGGGUUUGUACAAGUCAUUUACAUGUAUUUGUAGGCCUAACUUUGGUUCGAAAAUCAAAUAGAAAAGACAUUGGAUUCGAACAUUGUGUGUUUCAGAAAAGCAAGAAAAUUAUAGUACGUGGUUGUGGUAUUCGUCCCCUGUGAUAUUGAAGCUACCACACAACCACCACCUUCAACCUCCAGGCUCCAGUCAUCAAAAAAAGACUUCAAUGACUUCCACUCACCGGUGGGAGUAUGAUGUCUUCUUAAGCUUCAGAGGCGAAGAUACUCGCUAUGGUUUUACAGGCCAUUUAUAUAAAGCUUUGUGUGACAAAGACAUUUACACCUUCAUGGACGAUAAACUUCGGAGGGGAGAAAAAAUUUCUGAGGAACUUCUCAAAACCAUCAAAAGAUCAAUGAUAUCGGUUAUUGUGUUCUCUAAAAAUUAUGCAUCUUCCAAAUGGUGUUUGGACGAACUAGUUUGGAUUCUUGAGUGUAGAAAAAAUUUUGGUCAAUUGGUUUUACCAGUUUUUUAUGGAAUAGAUCCAUCAGAAGUACGUAAACAAGAAGGAAAGUUUGGGGUAGAAUUGGCUAAACAUGAAAAAAAUUUCAUGGAUAACAUUGGCAAAGUGCAGAUUUGGAGGGCAGCUCUAAAAGAAGUUGGCAGUUUUUCUGGAUUCCAUUACAAUAAUGAUUGUCUUGAAUCUAAAUUUAUCCAAGGACUUAUCGAACGGAUAUCAAAUACAACAUUAAACCGCACACGAUUAUUCGUUGCUAAAUACCCAAUUGGCGUAGAUUCUCGUGCAACAAAAAUAGAAAAGCUUUUAAAUAUUGAGUUGAAUGAUAUUCGAGUGGUGGCGAUCCAUGGCCUUGGUGGAAUAGGUAAGACUACAAUCGCAAAAGCUGUAUAUAACAAAAUUGUUGAUGGCUUUGAAGGAAGCUCGUUUCUAGAGAAUGUUAAAGAAAGGUUUAGGACAAAUGAUGGCAUAAAACAACUACAGGAGAUACUUCUUUCUAAGCUCUUAGGGGAUGGAAAUUUAAAGGUGGACAACAUAUCUAGAGGAAUCACUUUGAUAAUGGAAAGUCUUCGCCAUAAAAGAGUUCUUUUAGUUCUUGAUGAUGUGGAUGAACAGAAGCAAAUAGAAAAUUUGCUUGGAAAAUGUGAUUGGUUAGCUCCGGGAAGUAGAAUCCUUAUAACCACAAGAGAUAAGCAUGUGUUAACCACUCUUGAACAAGAUACUCUAACCUAUAAGGUUGAUGAAAUGGACCAACAUGAAGCUUGUGAACUUUUUAGUUUGUAUGCCUUCCAAACAAAUGAACCUGAGGAAGCUUACUUGCAACUUUCAAACCAGUUUAUCAAUUAUGCCAAUGGCCUUCCACUAGCUUUAGAAAUAAUAGGUUCUGAUUUGCGUAGAAGAAGUUUACGUGAAUGGGAAAGUGCAUUAAAGAAGUAUAAAAAGAUUCCCAACAAGAAAAUUAUAGAAAUACUCAAAAUAAGUUAUGAAGGAUUGGACCAAAGUGAAAAGGAUAUUUUCCUCGAUAUUGCAUUUUUCUUCAACAGGAAACAGAAAGAUUAUGUUGUAAAUAUAUUAGAGGCAUGUGAUUUAUUUCCAAAUUCUGGUAUUCCAAAACUUAUUGACAAGUGUUUGAUAACAAUUGAUUGGUGUGGCAUUUUAUCAAUGCAUAACUUGCUACAACAGAUGGGAGAGGAAAUUGUUCAACAAGAAUCACCACAAGCGCCUGGAAAACGAACUAGGCUACAGGAUUAUGCAGAUGCUUUUACUGUACUGACAGCAAAUACGGGAACGAAUAAAAUUCGAGGCAUAAUACUGUGGCCACCUAGACCUGUAACAUUGGAAGUUCAUGCUCAAGCUUUCAGAAGGAUGAAAAAUAUCAAGUUUCUUAUAGUUAAUAACGUAUAUAUUGAUGGAUUUUUGGAAUAUCUGCCCAACAGUUUAGUAUUACUGGAUUGGCCUAAUUGGUCCUUGUCCUUGCCAUCCAAUUUUUGUCCUCAACAACUUGUCUACUUGAACAUGCCACAUAGUAACAUUAGAAUACAUAAGUUAUUCAAGCAGGUUUUGCCUUUUGAAAAUUUGAAAGGAAUCAAUCUCAGUGGCUGUGAAUCCAUCCAGAAAUUACCUGACUUGUGGGCUCCAAAUUUAGAGAUAUUAGACCUUUCUUAUUGUACAAAUUUAGUUGAGAUUCAUGAGCCUGCUAGAUUUCUUGAUAAGCUUAAAAUUUGGUACCUUUCUAAUUGCAAAAAACUUCGAGCUCUUCCUAGAAGACUUAAGUUCAAAUCUCUUGAAGUUUUUUGUCUUGGUUCUUGUGAGUCCAUUGAAGAAUUACCUGAGUUGUGUGCCCCAAAUUUAAAGAUAUUAAAUCUUCAUUCUUGUAAAAAUUUAGUUAAAGUUCAUGAGUCUAUUGGAUAUCUUGAUAAACUUAAAGAUUGGUAUCUCAGUGAUUGUGGAAAACUUCAAAUUCUUCCAAGAAGACUUCCGUGGAAAUCUCUUAAAAAUUUUCUUCUUAAUGGCUGCACAAGCCUUGAGAACUUCAUUGAUAUUGAUUCAGAAAUGAAAUGCUUAUCGGUUCUAUAUAUAGAAGGGAGUGGUACUACAGAAUCGCUUUCCUCAAGAUGCACAAGCCUUGAGAGGAAGUUUCUAGAUAGCAUCUAUAAAUUCCAAAAUAUCAUAGUUUUACAUAUUUCUACUAACCUACCAAGACCAAGCUGCAAUUCUUUUGAUGGCUGUGUCGGAUAUUCGUUUCUACAGUUACAAACGCUUGAACUCUUUGGUGAAAAUGUAACUGAAUUAGAUUUUCUGGAGUUCGAUUACUUUCCCGCAUUGACAAUGCUAUAUCUACGAAACACCAGUACUAUUACCAUCCCCGAAAGCUUUAUCAAAUUUACUACAUUAAGAGAUCUUUAUAUAUUCGAUUGCAAGCACUUUGAGGAAAUUCAAGGAUUUCCACAAUCUUUAGAUCAUUUGAAGGCUAGAAAUUGCCCAUCAUGGAAUCGAAAAUCAUCAAACAAAAUAUUGAGUCAGGUUAUUGCUAAAAAUAUUGCUAAAUGGAAGCAAGAGGGAGAAAGUCAAGGCGUUUUAGCAGAUAGAGUACAUGAAGGAGAGAGAAAUCAACUGCACUCUGACGAAUCUUCGGAUUCGCUUUACGACCGGAUUGGUUUCUUUCAAGCACCAGGGUUUGAGAUUCCAGAUGAGUUCAACCACCGAAAUGAUGGAAAUUCCAUUUCAUUCUUGGGUGGUCGUAAUUCCAGAUGCAUUCCUAUUGCUGUUGGUGUUACCUUUGUACCGACAAAUGAAUCUUUUAUUUUUGAGGUUCGAUUUGUCGUUAAUGGUUGUUCAAAAUAUCAACGUAGUGGGAUUUUCGAAGAAGGAGAUGAAUCUUGUCGUAUGUGGUUUAUUUCUAAAUCUAUGUACGAAUGGGAGAAGAAGUUGAGGGACUCAAAUCUAUCUAAACAGAGUCAUUUUGAGGUUAUCUGUAGAAUCAAGAGGUGGAGAGGUUUUGGUUACAUAAAGCCAAUGAAUCCUACGGCUAUCCCAAAAAAGCUGGGGGUCCAUGUAGAAUGCAUCUGUUGUCCUCAUAAAUCUUCCAUCCCUGAUUCCCUGUCUUUACUACCUCUGUUCCCCACGUCUUGCAAUGAAGAAGAUUCAAGGCGUGCAAUUGCAAUGGAAACAACAAAUACUAAUGUGUUUGAAUAUGAUUCGACAAGAUUUCAUGGUUAUUUGAAUGUGUCAUUUUCGUUCCCUAUUGACCCCGAGGUCCACCCUUUAAUACCACUUCCUUAUUCCUCAAAUAUGGAUCAUGAGGCUUUCGAAACUGUAAGUGAUUUGGGGCAUUUGAAGGACUUUUGCAAUGAUGGGUAUGAUUUGAGCUUGUCACUAAAUGACUCAGAUGCAAGUGAACGAGAGCCUCCUCGGGUACCUGAUACAUCUAAUGGGUCUAAUUUUGGAUUGGGCCAGAUAGAUUUGGCUGGCUCGACUGAUAGUGGUGGGUUUGAUUUGGGUUCGUCUUCAGUGACCCAUGAAUUUAUGAAUGAUGACUUUGAUUUGUAUCUGUCUCCACCCUCGAAGAAAAAGAGGACAUCUUGAUGAAGCUUUGAAGAAUUAUGCCUCUCUUCCUUCCCCCUGAUUCCCAUCUCCUCCAACUCCAAGUUAGUUCCCUUCACUUGGAGAAAACAGGGAGUUUGUUACAAAUAGUUGGUCUAGACCAGCAUUGGUGAAAUGGCAUUGAGUUGAUAUAUUAGCUACAUAACAGACACAGUUUAUAACAACUUUGGGAACAAAAAGCAUCUUCAAAACGAAGCCAUUUUGAUGAAGGGAAGAUAGAUCAGCCAUCAUCGUCCUCUCCUGCCAGUUUGGGUUCCUUUCUUUGUUGACAGUUUGGACCAAUCUUCUGCUAUUGCUUAGGAUCAGUACUUGAUGAAAGCCAGCAUUCCUAGCUUUUAUAGAUGCCUCCACCAGAGCUUCUUGAGAUGCCCCAUAAGCUGAGUCUACUACACUACUAGCUACACCACAAAACAUAAGUCUCCCCCUGCAUAUUCUUGGCCUCAUAAGCAUACGCACUCCUCCUUGCUCUCUUCCUCCUGACUCCAGCAAUUUUGAUCAUUAGGUGCCAAGGCCCUGCUAGUGACCGAGUGCCUGAGAUUGUCUCCUUAGCAUUCCUGUUGAUGUAUGCAUUUUUUGUAGGAGUUUCCUGGUACCUGCAAGAAAGGUUUUGAGCUUUUAGAAUUACUUCCAUGGGGUUAGGUUGUUUGCCUUCAUGAACCACAGUGUUUCUGUGGUUCCAGAUUGUCCAAAAUGUAGUGAAAAUGGCUUGAAGAUAAAUCAUUGACUCAGCCUCCAAUUUUUUGUGUCUGUCUAAUAAAUUCCCAACCCAUUGCUGCACCGAGACAUUGGCUAGAUCAGGUAUGAACAGCUAACAGAGAUCCAUGCCAGCAAGCUCUAGCAAAAGGUCAAGACAAAAAUAGAGUCAAUGACCGCACCAACUUGGACAUCAAACAGUCUUCCAUGACCAUUAGUUAUUGAAUCACUCUGCGUCAGCCCUCAUCAAGCAAUAAAUCCCAAUGGAAGAAAGCAAUAACAGAUUUUCAUGUUGUUUGAACCCAUAACCUGCAUUAACAUCGAAUACAUCUGAGUCUACCAGCCUUUGCUGUUUCAAGAUGCUAUUGUAAAUGGGAAUGGUCAGGAGGAAGAGAAAUAAGAAGAAUGGUGCGGGUGGUGGUACAAUCAUGGUCCCCUGGUCCUAUGCUAAUGGAGAGGCAACCUUACUGGGUCAUCUACCCCAUGAGCUGGUGAUGACUACAAAGGAGUACACGCGAGAGGUCAUGGUUAUAGAUCCUAAAUGGCUUGUGGAAAUGGCGCCUAGAUUUUUCAAGGUGGCAGAUUCUACAAAGCUGAGCUAGUGAAAACGACUAGAAAGGAUUGAGCCACUUUAUGACAGACAUCACGAGCCAAAUUCUUGGCGUUUGAGUACACGCUGUGCUUGAGAUGUCUCGAUGUUAUUCAUUUUGAUUAUGGGUAUUGCUGUAAAUCGGAAUGGUGCUGUUUGCCUGGUUUUCCCUUGUUAUUUGAUGUGGUUCAUUCAGCAGGAGAGAAAUAACCGGCACUUAGGAUUCAGAAAAAACUAUUUCAGAUCUUAAACUAUUCUUUUUAAGACUCUUUGGGACUAGGUUGUAGCGUUAGGUUUUCGUUCUUUUGUUUCAGUUCAUGGUUUAAUGGACUUUUGUACUUUAUGUGCUUGAUUUUAUUGUAAAAGAGAGUUGCUAGUUCUAUUCAGAUUAUUGUUACACUACAAGAAUUUUAUUGUAUUAUUAUUGUUACACUACAUGAACUUCAUUAUAAAAGGGAGCUGCCCGUUCUAUGCACUGUUUUCAGUCA